This is a messenger RNA of Rotaria socialis, 999 nucleotides long. The record is from the annotation of a GenBank genome assembly. Lineage: Eukaryota; Metazoa; Rotifera; Eurotatoria; Philodinida; Philodinidae.
AUGGCAACUCCUACCAUAAAACAAUCAAAAGUGCAUUUAUCUCAAAGUCAAAUGGAUUUUAACCGUCUCAGAUUGUCGUUCUAUCCACCCACUUUUACCUCGUACGACCAAAAACGGUUUUUUCGUCAUCUGAUGCCAGAAGACAUACUAGACGAUUCGAAAAUUUCCUCUCAUCAAGAUGAUAUGAUACGUCAUGUGGCUAAUGGCAAUAACAAGACAAGUGGACAUUUGUACAGAGGGCCAGUAUCGUCGUUGUCAUCAACAUCAUCCUCGUCGUCUGCUGCGAACUGUCAUUCAUCCUUGACAAUUCACCAAUGUUAUUCGGCUAGUAAAACAACAGCUGCGACUCCAACUAAUAUUAAAAUGCUCAAUACAAAUACGAAUAGUAUCGAAAGAUUAUCCUUAUCCCCACCACCUCCACUACGAGCAUCAACUCAAACAACAUCUCGAUUUUCUUAUCUAAUUCGACCAUUGACACCAUGUAUAUUCGGUAGAGAAACCUAUGACGAUGAACCUACGAAUGAUGAUGAAUUUUUUCUUACUGCCGGUGGAAUUAUUCAUUCGUGUCCAAAUAUGCAUGAGUUAUUCACUGAUGAUAAUCGAAAAUUACAGUCGUGUGAUCAUUUAAUGUUGAUUAGUCAACAGACAAAAUUAAUUGAUAAUGAUAUCCUAAACUGUUAUGAUACCGAAUUAGAUCGUUAUUCAAUAUUACCUCGUUUUCAACAAAAUUCAUUAUCCACAUCAACAGGUUCAAUUGAUUCAGAACUUCAAUUGUAUAAAGAGAGACAUGCUACUGGAUUUUCUCGUCCAUCCUGUACUGAUGCUAUUUCAAUUUAUUCAUCACUUUUACCCACAACAUGGAGAUCAGACAAUUAUCUUUUAUUAAUGCCAUUUAUACAUCAUCAAAAUUCUCCAUUGGUUAAUUCAAUUAGUCAUGGAAAACGAUCGCGUUCAUAUGAUUUACCUAUAGGACCAACAUGUUCAAAUGUUGUUGCGUAA